Messenger RNA from Strongylus vulgaris, 1938 nucleotides. Lineage: Eukaryota; Metazoa; Nematoda; Chromadorea; Rhabditida; Strongylidae. The record is from the annotation of a GenBank genome assembly.
AUGUUCAAUGAACAUCAGCAUGUUAGUAGCAAAAUUUUCCUUCAAGCCACGAUGCUUCAUGUGUUUUUUCGUGAUUACAGGAAUCGGCCAUACUUGUACUACUUUGACAUUACCAAAUGCAUAUCAUAUACUACAGCUCUGGGAGGUUGUCAAACACCUCAAAUGUGUGUAGCAGCCUGUCCCUCUAAGUACUUCUCCUAUCUCCAACUUCAAAAUCCCACCAUCACCAGUGAGGAAUUCCGUCAAACGGUUGCGUCAUCGGUAUAUUGUCUUGAUACGGUUAACAUAAGCACGAUAACAUCAUUUUUGAUCUUACGAGCUUAUGUACAACAGCAGAAAUGUGCAUCCUAUACAGUGAAGUCCGCUCCAGUUCUUGGACGAUGCGUGCCAGAGAUUCUCAUCGGCGCCGCUGACUCAUUCAACUCUAUCCAACAAGGAAAUACCUCACUUGACACUUUGAAGAAUAUGUUUGGCGACGAUGGCUCUAUCCCACCCGACAAAGCGUUGAAUGAUAGCGAGAAGUAUAUUGGCCAAGUAGUCAACUCAGAGGGUGUCAUCACAAAGAUUGUCCACGACUUGUCAAAGUCCUGGUGGCAGAUAGCCACCCUAGUAGUUGCAGCAGGUGUGCUCGCAUUCCUAUGGACGGUAGUUCUAAGAAUCCUCGGAGGCUUCAUGAUCUGGACAUCAAUUAUCGCCAUACUGGCAGUACUUGGUGCAGGUUGUGGCUACAGCUGGUUUAAAUGGAAUACUUUGAGAAAAGUUGGAGCAGUCGACGAUUUCUCCUUUCAGCCAAUAUUCAGCGUGUACUUUGAAAUGCCAACUACUUGGCUAAUUGUUGCCAUUACUGCAAGCAUUGCUCUACUCAUUCUUCUUCUUGUUCUUCUCUUCAUCCGUAAAAGAAUAUCCAUUGCAGUGGCACUGAUUGAGGAGUCUAGUAGGGCAGUUGGCCAUAUGAUGUCGACUCUGAUUUUUCCCAUCUUUCCCUUUGCUCUUCAUUUGCUGGUGAGACUUCAUAAUUCAUGUAGAUAUGAGUGGGAAAAGAUUUUACAUUUGAAAUUUCAGUCAAAAUACUUUCAAAAGCAAAAGUUUAAAAAAAAAUCUCAUUCUCAUUUUUUCUUCAAAUUCGCAUUCAAGGUGAUCGCUCUUUGGGGUACAAUCGCGAUCUGGCUGGCGUCUUCAGGUGUAGAAACGUGUGUGAGAAACGAUGGCCGAAAUACGACCUGUGAUUGCUCCACAAGCGCUCAAGAUUCAAGCUGUUUAUUUAUUGGACUUACCAAGCAAGAGUCAACUGUAUUCUGGCUACAAGUCUAUAAUCUAUUUGCUUUCUUCUGGAUGACUUGUUUUGUUACUUCACUGGGUAUGCAUGUUUAUGUCAUUUUAUACAACCUUGGAUCACUAGCCUUUGGCUCACUAAUAAUCGCAAUUAUCAAAGUAGUACGUGUAAUUCUUGACUAUUUGGACAAGAAAAUGGCGACAACAAAAAGCGCCGUAAUGAAAUCUAUUCUAUCGGCCCUGAAGUGCUGCUUCUGGUGCAUGGAAGUCUUCUUUAAAUUUCUUACCAAAAAUGCUUUCAUUAUGAUGGCAGUUUAUGGGAAGAACUUCUUCACCUCAGCCAAGGAUAGUUUCAUGUUGUUAGUCAGGAACUGCGUGAGAGCCGCAGUUGUAAAUCAAGUGGCUGGAAUUCUCCUCUUCCUAGGAAAAGCGCUGAUCACGCUUGGAAUGGAAAUGAUUGGAGUAGUUCGAACAGCACAUGGGCAUGUUUCAAUUUCAGGAAGUUACUUUGUUGCGGAUCUAUUCUUUGAUGUCUACGAGAUGGCUGUCGAUACUACCUUCAUUUGCUUCUUGGAAGACUCCGAGCAGAAUGACGGUAGCCCAGAGAAGCCUUUUUACAUGUCCAAGAAUCUCCAAAGUAUAUUGGACGUAAAGAAUACGAAAUGA